AUGGUAUUCUUAUGGUUCACAUUACUAAUAAUAUCUCAUGCUGAAGUUGAAGAGCUUUCUGUUGAUGAUUUGGAAAGAUAUAUGGACCAUAGUCAAAUUACUAUUGUCAAGUACUAUCUCCCUACAUGUCCAGCUUGCAAGAUGUUUGGUCCAAAAUACUCUGAAGCCUCCGAAUUCUUCAAACAUAACGAAAUCAAGUUUGGCCAGUUCAAUUGUGCACCACAGGAAAGAACCGCCAUAUGUCGAAAGGAAAUCUAUCAAACAUUUCCCACUGUUAAGAUAUACUUAGAGAGAGUGAACAAGAGUGUUUUGUUCGAGAAGGACUCGCCGAAAGAAAUUGUUGAUUUUGUCCUCGAUAAUUUGGUCGCCCCAAAGACACCAAAAGUCGUCAAUUUGACAUCUUCAAACUUUGACAAAAUUGUCUUCGACAAGACUCAAACGGUUUUUGUCUUGUUUUAUAUGAAUUGGUGCUCCCAUUGUCAAGCCUUUCAACCCAAAUUUGAAGAGUUAAGUGGCGUGUUUUCCAACGUCAAAGAUUUGGUGUUUGGGCAAGUCGACUGCGAGGAACAAAUCGACAUUUGCAAAAAGUUUCUUGUUCUUGACUUCCCAAAUCUCGUCUUUUUCGACAAGAAGAAUAAGGAAACUACUUACAGUCCAUCGAAGAGUAAAGAAGUCGUCGCACUCACACAGUUCAUUAACAAAAAAUUUAACUACACCGUCAACUACAUCAGUGCAAAGUACAACGUUACACGCGGAAGGUCUAAAGAACUCGACGUCUUUGCUAAAGACUUUUUGAGCAAAGACAACCAAAACGAGAUCAUUGAGAAAGUCGAGAAAUUGGAAGGUGGUGAAAUCUAUGUCAAUAUCAUGAAACGGCUCCAAAAGGAGGGUAACGGGUAUAUAGAAAAGGAAAACGAAAGAAUUAUUAAACUUAUCAAUGACAACCAAAUCCAACUCAAACAACUCGAGAAACUCCAAAUAAAGUUCGCUGUCCUCCAAGCGUUCUAA
Messenger RNA from Entamoeba invadens IP1, 1008 nucleotides. Its product is annotated as protein disulfide isomerase, putative. Bases 1 to 1008 code for a protein of 335 amino acids. Lineage: Eukaryota; Evosea; Mastigamoebida; Endamoebidae. Gene Ontology annotation, cellular component: endoplasmic reticulum. Gene Ontology annotation, molecular function: protein disulfide isomerase activity. Gene Ontology annotation, biological process: protein folding. The record is from RefSeq and is a predicted model, not a curated record. The transcript has a single exon.